This is a messenger RNA of Melanotaenia boesemani (Boeseman's rainbowfish), 2365 nucleotides long. RefSeq names its product RALY heterogeneous nuclear ribonucleoprotein (gene raly). Lineage: Eukaryota; Metazoa; Chordata; Actinopteri; Atheriniformes; Melanotaeniidae. The transcript has 9 exons. Bases 323 to 1207 code for a protein of 294 amino acids. Gene Ontology annotation, cellular component: nucleus. Gene Ontology annotation, molecular function: RNA binding. The record is from RefSeq and is a predicted model, not a curated record.
CUUUUCCAAGACAAGAGUGUAGGCUGACCAGUAACUAAUUUCAGGACAAAUUUUAGAUGUAUUUUUCUCCUUCCCCCUCCCUGCUGCAGCUCAGUGGUUCGCUCCGGUCGACUUGCUGCCGCCGUUUAUCUCCGCUCCAGCAGCAGACACGCAGUCGGAGCUUCAGCCCGGUUACCGAGCGCGCACAGAUCCUCACGCCUGCAGAUUCCCAUCUCUUCAUCCUCUUUGAGCGUUUUUCCCCCUACGGUGAUUUCCAUCUCCCUGCCUCCUUCCUUCCUGAUUCAACCAUUAGUCUGUUGCCUCCUUCAGCUACCUCUCAAGCAUGUCACUGAAGGUCCAGACCAGCAAUGUGACAAACAAGACAGACCCAAAGUCCAUCAACUCCCGGGUGUUUAUUGGCAAUCUGAACACGGCAGUUGUGAAGAAGUCUGAUGUUGAGAGCAUCUUCUCCAAGUAUGGCCGGGUACUUGGCUGCUCUGUGCACAAAGGCUAUGCCUUUGUUCAGUACGCCAGUGAAAGGCACGCCAGGGGGGCUGUGAUUGGUGAGAACGGCAGAGUGUUGGCUGGACAAACACUGGAUAUCAACAUGGCAGGAGAACCGAGACCAAACAGACCCAAAGGCCUGAAGAGAUCAGCAGCUUCUCUCUACAGUGGAUAUGAGUUCGACUAUGAUUACUACAGGGAAGACUUCUAUGACAGGUUGUAUGAGUACCGUGGCAGAGUGUCUCCCGUCCCUCGUGUGGUGCCAGUCAAACGCCCUCGGGUGGCGGUACCUCUGGUACGACGGGUCAAAUCUCUGCCAGUCAAACUGCUAGCAUGUAACGCCUCUGUUCUCCCCAACACUAACGGCAACAAACAGAGAUCAGUACGAGGCACAGAGCUCCAGGCAAUCAAGUCAGAGUUGACUCAAAUUAAAACCAACAUCGAGGCUUUGCUGGGCAGACUGGAGCAGAUCACAGAGGACCCACACAUUACCCCCACAGACUUGAUUAAAGCGGAGGAGUGUCAGAGUGAGGAGGCGUGGCAAAAUGGGGAGGAGUCGAGUUCAGACCUAGAAGAUGAGGAGGAGCAGAGACACAACAGUGAAGUCGAAGAGGAGGAGGAGGAAGAUGAAGAAGAGGAAGAGGGAGAACACAGGCAGGAUGACACCCACAACCACAUGGAGAACAGUCGCCUAUCGUCAGAGAUGGAUCCCAUUCAUCCGUGAGAGGAGCUGUUAAGGAAGAGACAGCCCGAGGAAGGAUGAUGGAGUGCUAUGUACAGACAGCAGUGGAUAUCAGCACAGAAUGGCCAUCAAACAGCAGGAAACCAUUGAUUUGCGUAUGCUCACACACUUCUACAGACAAAACCUAACAAAACACACACAAGAGAGACAGACUUGACACUGUGUCCAAGCCACAGGAAGAUACUAAAACAGCAGGGUAUUGCCAUAAGACGUCAUUAACAGAUGAAUUAUAUGAACACACACACACACACACACACACCACACACAAAGAGAGAGAGAGAGAUUAAAAACAAAUAAACAAAAAAACAUACAGCCAAGAAGACGGACUCAACUCUUUGUAAAAGUCACAGGCAGACAAUAAAAACAGCAGGCUUUUGUCAAAACACAUCUUAAACUGGUUUCACAUACACACAUGCACACAGUAACAUGGAAGACCUCUGCAGAUGACAGCAGCCAUGUUUGGAAAAGCCGGAGCUCGCCAGCUGUUUUCUUCCUCACAGGACUUAUGACAAGUGAAUGGUCAGCAGAUGUUGGUGCAGCACACUCUUGAUUGAAAACCUUUUUGGUUCAAAAAUUGUACAAACUUCAAAAUAAAAUUUUAAUAUUCACUUCUAUAUGAAUACCAAAUAAUCACUAACAACACACUGUAGGGCUGAAGUACAACCACUCCUUAUUUGUUGUUUAUGCAUCACAUUCUCCUAAUUAGAAGGAGAUCAGAUGGCAGUAAAUUAAGAAGAAACAGACAUGAAGACAAGAAUUCAGUUGGUGCACAGCAGCUCAGGUACACACUGUGAAAAACUGCUGUCAUUUUUCUACAUAUGAUUAAUGGGGGUACUAAUUUCCAAAAAAAUAUUGGGACACAAAAUGCAGCAAGUUUACAGGCUUUCAUUGUAAUUAUACAUACAGUAGUAUGUCAUAGUUUUCUUUUUUAUUUUCUUUCAAUAUAAUCAAAACCGUUUUUAUUAUAUGAAGCACUUUGUGCUACUUUUGUAUGAAAAGUGCUAUAUAAAUAUUUGGAAUUCAUUUGAUUUGAUUUGAUUUGAUUUGAUUUGAUAGCUGUUCAUUUUAAAAUUGAUAAUUCUGUAACAGAAUUAAACAGCUCAAGGACGUUCUCCCAGCUGAUCAAGUAUCAAAAAGCAU